This is a messenger RNA of Momordica charantia (bitter melon), 1825 nucleotides long. Its product is annotated as 6-phosphogluconate dehydrogenase, decarboxylating 2. The record is from RefSeq and is a predicted model, not a curated record. NCBI's taxonomy places the organism in Eukaryota, Viridiplantae, Streptophyta, Magnoliopsida, Cucurbitales, Cucurbitaceae. Gene Ontology annotation, molecular function: phosphogluconate dehydrogenase (decarboxylating) activity; NADP binding. Gene Ontology annotation, biological process: pentose-phosphate shunt.
CCUACCGAAACCCAUUCUUCGAAUUCGAAGUACAAAAGGUGCGUUACCAAGCGCUUAAAAUCUUCAUUCUCCAUCCUCCAAGAACUGAGAUCUAGAAAACAUUGCGGGAAUUUCCCAGUUCCUCAAAAUCUUCCUCCGUUUUCACCAUCAGAUACAAAAUUUUGAGGCAAGAGCAUGGCGCCUGGUCCUACACGAAUAGGUCUUGCUGGCUUGGCUGUUAUGGGCCAAAAUCUGGCUCUCAAUAUUGCAGAAAAAGGCUUCCCGAUUUCUGUAUAUAAUCGAACGACAUCCAAGGUUGACGAGACUGUUGAACGAGCAAAAGCUGAAGGAAAUCUCCCUGUAUACGGCUUCCAUGAUCCCAAAUCUUUUAUCAAUUCAAUCCAAAAGCCUCGCGUUGUCAUCAUGCUCGUUAAGGCAGGGGCACCGGUUGAUCAGACCAUAAAUACUCUCUCUGCAUACAUGGAGAAAGGUGAUUGUAUAAUUGAUGGUGGUAAUGAGUGGUAUGAGAACACUGAGAGGAGAGAGAAGGAAAUGACCGAAUUGAGUCUUCUUUACCUCGGGAUGGGAGUCUCGGGUGGCGAAGAGGGUGCCCGAAACGGCCCUUCAUUGAUGCCUGGAGGAUCCUUUGAUGCUUACAAGCACAUCGAAGACAUUCUUCUCAAGGUGGCAGCUCAAGUUCCUGAUAGCGGCCCCUGUGUGACAUAUAUUGGAAAGGGAGGAUCGGGAAAUUUUGUUAAGAUGGUUCAUAACGGAAUUGAAUACGGUGAUAUGCAGCUGAUCUCCGAGGCCUAUGAUGUACUGAAGUCAGCCGGAAAGUUGUCAAACGAUGAACUUCGUGCAGUUUUCUCGGAAUGGAACAAGGGGGAACUUCAAAGCUUCUUGAUUGAAAUCACUGCAGAUAUUUUUGGGAUUAAGGAUGACAAGCGAGAGGGGCAUUUGGUUGAUAAGGUUUUGGACAAGACAGGCAUGAAGGGCACUGGUAAGUGGACUGUUCAGCAAGCUGCUGAGCUCUCUGUUGCAGCUCCUACCAUUGCUUCUUCUCUUGAUGCAAGAUUUCUGAGUGGAUUGAAAGAGGAGAGGGUGGAAGCGUCUAGAAUCUUUCGCUCAAGUAAGUUCGAUGAUAACUUGACUGAGCACAAGGUAAACAAGGAGAAGUUGAUCAAUGAUGUGAGGCAAGCCCUUUUUGCAUCGAAAAUAUGCAGCUAUGCUCAGGGAAUGAAUCUGAUCCGUGCUAAGAGUAUCGAGAAAGGAUGGGGAUUGAAACUGGGGGAGCUCGCUCGGAUUUGGAAAGGUGGUUGCAUCAUCCGAGCCAUUUUCUUGGACCGGAUCAAGAAGGCGUAUGAUAGGAAUCCUGAUCUUGCCAACCUUCUCGUGGACCCAGAGUUCGCUAAGGAGAUCAUCGAGCGACAAUCCGCUUGGCGAAGAGUAGUUAGCCUAGCGAUCAACUCCGGUAUCAGCACUCCUGGCAUGUCUUCAAGUCUUGCUUACUUUGACACUUACAGAAGGGAAAGAUUGCCUGCUAAUCUGGUCCAAGCGCAACGAGACUACUUCGGUGCUCACACAUACGAAAGGAUCGACGUGGAGGGAUCAUUCCACACCGAAUGGUUCAAGAUCGCCAAACAGUCGAAGAUUUAAAUCUUGCUCACCGUCAUUUUGUGUACUUCAAUUUAAUCGAAACUGCUCUGUUAUUCGUCGUGGUUAAUAAUAUAUCUGUUCCGGGACUGUUGAUGAGCAGAGAUUUUACAUUAAAACGCACCACGACUGAAUGAAUGCCUUGUGCUUUUUUAUAUACUGAAAUUUGGGAAUCGCUUCUUCAAUAAUCUUA